AAAACAAAAAAAAAACCCACCACGAAAAAGAAGUGCAAAGUUCAACAGGAAGUCAUCCUCGUGUUUUUGUGGUGUAGUUACGGCACUGAGACAGGUGCGCACAUACCAGAAAGUGGUUAAGACACCUUUUUCGGAGAAGUCAUCUCAUUGAACAGGUCCCAAUGGCCUCGUACACUUGCAUCAGCUGCCGAGUAGCUUUCGCAGAUGGCGAGGUGCAGCGUGCACACUAUAAAACCGACUGGCAUCGGUACAACUUGAAGCGGAAGGUGGCCGACAUGCCCCCCGUCACUGCUGAAAACUUCCAGGAACGUGUCCUGGCUCAGAGGUCCGCUGCUGACCAGCAGCUGACUGAUGCAUCAGCCACUGAGUACUGCACCAUCUGCAACAAGAAGUUCUCCAGCGCCAACGCUUACCAGAACCACCUGCAGUCCCACAAACACCAACAGGCCGAAAAGCAGACCCUACUCGCUGCCCAGAGGAGAGUGGAGAAGAUGAAUGAGAAGAACCUGGAGAAGGGGCUCAGUGAUGAAAAGGUAGAUAAUGACGCAAGGAAUGAGGCCCUGCAACAGGCGCUGAAAGAACAGCAGAGAUCGAGCCCUGCCCAGCAAGACCAUGCACAGACCUCACAAGGAGCAACAAAGCAGAGGACUGAGAAGCUGGAUAAACCUCCCAGGAUGAUGUGGCUGGAGGAGCAAGCCAAGAGGCGAGAAAGAGAAGAAGGUGGCACAGCUGGUGAAGAAGACUGGGAGGAUGUAGAUGAAGAUGAUGAGGGCGAUGAUGGUGAUGAGAUGGAGGCGGAUGAUGAAGAGGAGGUGAUGGAUCAGGAGGAAGGCGAGUCCACUGCUCUGUCUGAUACCCAACCUCCCGCUCUACCCGGUUCCAUCCCCAUCACUGACUGCUUAUUCUGUUCCCACCACUCCAAGUCCCUCAUGAAGAACGUCACACACAUGACCAAAGUCCACAGUUUCUUCAUCCCUGAUGUGGAGUUCCUCAUAGAUCUGAAGGGCCUCAUCCGUUACCUCGGAGAAAAAGUUGGUGCUGGGAACGUGUGCUUAUGGUGUAACGAAAAGGGGCGUUCGUUUUACUCAACAGAAGCAGUACAGAGUCACAUGUUAGACAAAAGCCACUGUAAGCUCUUCACAGAUGGCGAUGCCGCCCUGGAGUUUGCAGACUUCUAUGACUUCAGGAGUAGUUACCCUGACAGAAAAGAGGGGGAGGAUGCUGAAAUGGAUGAUGAAGAGUUGGCUGAUGACAAGAACCUGGAAUAUGACGACGAGACGAUGGAGCUGACGCUCCCUUCAGGUGCUAAGAUUGGCCACCGCUCUCUUAUGAGGUACUACAAACAGCGGUUCGGAGCCCAGCGCGCGGUGGUUCUGACCCACAAUAAGAACGCCGUUGGCAGAGUGCUCAGGCAGUACAAAUCCCUCGGCUGGGGAGGAGAUACAGGUAACAGCGCCCUCAAUCAGAAACAGAAGGACAUGCAGUAUGUACAGAUGAUGAAGUCCAAGUGGAUGCUGAAGAUGGGCAUGAGCCACAACGCCAUCAAGCAGAAGCACUUCAGAGCCCAAGUUAUGUUCUAAACUCGGACUGAAGGAACAGGACGGAGCUAAAUGAGACAUGGACUGGCAAGCUCUGAAGUUUAACAUCUGUACUAACUCCAAGAAACCAGGCAGAUGUCCUUGAACAGUGGUAGGAACAGAAAUCAGGCUCGUCAAACGCACAGACUGUAUGCAAAGGAUGGAUGUGGCCAUUGUGUCACUCACUGGUUUGUGAAGUCUUGUUUUUAAGCCUCAAACACAGAAAAUUGGCAGUCAAACUUUUAAGCCAGAUGUCAUAAGUAAUGUGUGGUUUAGACCAGGAAACCAAAAGACACUACAUGGUUAUACUCUGGAUCCUCAUUUAUCACAGGGUAGCCGUGCCCCAAAUUAUGUUCUUCUUUAUCAACUAUUUUACUCUAAAUAGGACCGAGAUUCCCAAAAUUUAAAAUGUUGUGUUAAAUAUGAGUUGAAACCAAUGAAUGCUCAUCAGAAAAGGUCAUAGAUAAAGUUUAGAAAAUAAGUUUAGACUAUUUCAGGCUGCUUUUGUAACCAGAAGAGUCUCGUCCUGCGUGCUAUGUGAAAAAAUUCAGGUUUCAAGCAUUUCUCCAUUGGAUGCACCCAUCUUUUGUGUACAGCCUAUACUGAAAACCUGAUUACAGUCAUUCUUCAUUGCAUUUAAAGUAAUGCACUAAUGCCAGUUUUGAGGUUUGACGAUUGCAGGGAAUCUUUGAUGUGGUAAAUCUUUAUCUUUGAUCUUUGAUAAAGCUUCUUGAAUUUUUUAGAGCCUUUAAUUUACUUUUGUAAAAAAGAUUCAGCUGUCAUCUCUCAAAUGCUGCAUCUCUGUACAAAGUGCAGGUUCUCUGUAAAUCUCCUUGAAAUCAUGAUAGAGAUCCUGGAAGCUCUUAUCGACUUCAUUUUGAAAACAGCCUGUUUGAAAACAGAUCAAGGACACGAAUCACACUUAUGAGUUCUUUUUGAAAUUAUAUAAAUCCUGUAAAAGCUACAUUACAUAAAUGAUAAGAAACUGAUUUAAUACUUUGAACAAAACUUAUUUAACUGAUAGGAUUUCAUCUUUAUCGUUCAACAUGAUCGGAACCAAUUCAACUAAAUAAAUGUUUGAUAUUUACCACAUA
Molecule: messenger RNA, 2671 nt
Organism: Oreochromis niloticus (Nile tilapia)
Lineage: Eukaryota; Metazoa; Chordata; Actinopteri; Cichliformes; Cichlidae
Gene: znf622
Product: zinc finger protein 622
Exons: 7
Coding region: 162-1580 (472 amino acids)
Biological process (GO): ribosomal large subunit biogenesis
Cellular component (GO): preribosome, large subunit precursor
Molecular function (GO): zinc ion binding; nucleic acid binding
Source: RefSeq, a predicted model, not a curated record